AUGCCUUACGGAUAUCCCGUCACCCGCAAGAAGCCUGAGAUAACAGAGCCAAGAAAAUGCUGUUCAAGAACUCACGAGCAAACCCAAAUAAAGCCAAGCUUCUGGGCUCGUGGAACAACAUUGUGGUGUAGUGUGGUAUACAAAGUGAACCUGCGUGGCAAGGAUUUCAAGGGUCCAGAUCUCCGGAUUGGAAUUGACAGCCAGGCACGAGCCACAAUCUUGUCCAAUGAUGCAACUCCAUAG
Fusarium venenatum is the source of this 243-nucleotide messenger RNA. The record is from RefSeq and is a predicted model, not a curated record. Lineage: Eukaryota; Fungi; Ascomycota; Sordariomycetes; Hypocreales; Nectriaceae.